Messenger RNA from Suncus etruscus (white-toothed pygmy shrew), 1138 nucleotides. It is a transcript of the gene APEX1, whose product is annotated as apurinic/apyrimidinic endodeoxyribonuclease 1. The transcript is spliced from 5 exons. Gene Ontology annotation, molecular function: double-stranded DNA 3'-5' DNA exonuclease activity; endonuclease activity; phosphoric diester hydrolase activity. Gene Ontology annotation, biological process: base-excision repair. NCBI's taxonomy places the organism in Eukaryota, Metazoa, Chordata, Mammalia, Eulipotyphla, Soricidae. Gene Ontology annotation, cellular component: nucleus. Bases 133 to 1086 code for a protein of 317 amino acids. The record is from RefSeq and is a predicted model, not a curated record.
GGGGCACAACGUGCUGUGGUCUUUGUGCUGGGCUCAGGAGGAACCAGUGUGGGAACUUGAGCAGACAACGCCUUCAGGAAACUGUUUCGGUGGGCGACUUGGAUUAGGUGCCGCAGGGCGUUCAUUACGACGAUGCCUAAACGUGGGAAAAAGGGAGAAGUUGCAGAAGAUGGGGAUGAACCCAAGACUGAGCCAGAGUCCAAGAAGUCUAAGGCAGGAGCAAAGAAAAAUGAAAAAGAGACAGCAGAAGGACCAAUCCUUUAUGAGGACCCCCCAGAUCAGAAAACGUCACCCAGUGGCAAAUCAGCCACCAUCAAGAUCUGUUCCUGGAAUGUGGAUGGGCUUCGGGCCUGGAUUAAGAAGAAAGGUUUAGAUUGGGUCAAGGAAGAAGCACCAGAUAUCCUGUGCCUCCAAGAGACCAAAUGUUCAGAAAGCAAACUACCGGCUGAACUUCAAGAGCUGCCUGGACUGUCACAUCAGUACUGGGCAUCUCCUUCAGACAAAGAAGGGUACAGUGGCGUGGGCCUACUCUCACGCCAGUGCCCCAUCAAAGUCUCUUAUGGCAUUGGUGAGGAAGAACACGAUCAGGAGGGCCGGGUGAUCGUGGCUGAAUUUGAGGCAUUUGUGCUGGUAACCGCCUAUGUACCAAACGCAGGCCGAGGGCUGGUGCGCCUCGAGUACCGACAGCGCUGGGAUGAAGCUUUUCGCAAGUUCCUAAAGGACUUGGCUUCCCGCAAGCCUCUUGUGCUAUGUGGGGACCUCAAUGUGGCUCAUGAAGAGAUUGACCUUCGCAACCCCAAGGGAAACAAAAAGAAUGCUGGCUUUACACCCCAAGAACGCCAAGGCUUUGGAGAGCUGCUACAGGCCGUGCCUCUGGCUGACAGCUUCCGUCACCUCUACCCUGACACAGCCUAUGCCUACACCUUUUGGACUUAUAUGAUGAAUGCUCGGUCCAAAAAUGUUGGUUGGCGUCUUGAUUACUUCCUAUUGUCUCAGUCUUUGUUACCUGCAUUGUGUGACAGCAAGAUUCGUUCCAAGGCCAUGGGCAGUGACCACUGUCCCAUCACCUUAUACUUAGCACUGUGAUACUCCCCUAAACCACUGAGCCUGGGAAAUACAGCAGUAUCCAUACCAUAUC